Messenger RNA from Triticum aestivum (bread wheat), 1154 nucleotides. RefSeq names its product rhomboid-like protein 20. The record is from RefSeq and is a predicted model, not a curated record. Bases 217 to 468 code for a protein of 83 amino acids. Lineage: Eukaryota; Viridiplantae; Streptophyta; Magnoliopsida; Poales; Poaceae. The transcript has 3 exons.
GAGUACCGGAUGAAGUGAGUAUGAAAACACAAUACUUCCACGGUCCCACCGGCCAGCUCCACGUGUGUUGCACUUCCACAGGUCAGACUCGGCUCGACCCUGAAGCUGCUCCGUCGGCGCGCCGCCUGCCCCGCGGCCGCAUCCACCGACAAAAGCACCAGACGGGACACCCGGCCGCACGCACGUCUCCUCCAGCCCCCCUCCUGGCCGGCGGCGAUGAGCGGCGGGCUUCCGGGUUUCCACAAUGCGCCGGUGUCGAGGGCCGUGGUCGUCGCCGCCGCGCUCUUCUCCGUCCCCUUCGGCCUCCGCUCCCGCUUCCUCGACCUCGGCCUGUCCCACCAGAAUCUUUACGGAAAUCUGCGGAUAUGGAGGGUGAUUGCCUCAUUGUUUGCCUUCUCGUCAUCGCCUGAGCUUAUCUUUGGAGUGGCCUUGCUCUAUACUACUUCAGGGUGUUCGAGCGUCAGAUAGGCUCAAACAAGUAUGCUGUAAGUAAGAGGAAAGUAAGAGCCUGAUCGGACUCCCUCCGGCUCCAAACAAGUAUUCUGGAGCGGAGCGGCAGCCAGUUAUAAUUUAUGAAGCGGUUAGGCCUUGUUCGGAGCCCCACCAUUCCACCACUCCGCUCUCGGAGUUGGAGUUAAAAAGUACAGAACUGGGAAACAAAAGUAUUUUUAGGAGCCGAGUGACUCCGAACAGGGCCUUAAUACGAUGCUCCACCCGCUCCGCUCCGUGACCGUGGAUUGAAGGGUCACCGAACAUAGCCUAAGCUUAAGAUGUUGCACAUGCAUGAAAGUGGAAGUGGAGUUUCUCAGACUGAGAGGGUGACUUUCCCACAUGGAAAUGGAGUUUCUCAGCCCGAGCUGAGAAGGUGAUUUUCUGUCUGAUGGGCUGUUAAGAGCGGUGGAGGGCGACUGCAGCCAAAGAGCUUAGGGAAGGACCGGACAAAAGAACUCCAAACAACGAUGGCCAAAUUACCCCUUGCUAAAUCAAAUAGGAAAUACCUAAAUUGCUUUACAAGAUCAAAUUGUUGGAUCAACCUAAUACAGUAAUACUACACCUUGAUUUAGUAGUAAAAUGUAUUUUACUCCCUCCUUUCCGGUUUAUAAGGCUUAUCUUAAAAUUUUAGUUUUUUCAUUUUAUAAGGCUCAAUUUGGUUG